AUGGCUCUUCGUCGCAGCGUUUCAUCUGUUGACGCUAUUGACGCUGCACUCUCUUUCAUUUUGGGGCUAAACUCAAACAAGGUCGCCUGGGAUCAGUGCCAGUUCAUAUGGGAUUCUCGUGGAUUGAUCGAAGCAACUACUGAUGACGAGAUGGCUAUAUUCGGCGCCAAAGGAAAGGUAAUGACACCGAAAAAUGAACUUCUCCUAUUUGAGUUACGACACUGCCUGGACUUCGGGUCGCGACCCACGUAUCGAUUCUGCGCUGCAGUGGAGGAGAAGCCUGGUGGCUCGUUGCACGAGCUCAAUUUCAGAGAUGAGGAUAUGGAAUCUGGACGCGACUGUGACUAUUUCCGGAGAAGAGUCCUGGAUCUUACCGAGCAGGCAAAAGUUGCAGGUCUUGAGAGUGCCAUGAGAUCAUUUUUAACUAGGUCUGAACAGAAUGGAGGCACCGCUUUAGUCAAUGGAGACAGCGCUUUGGUCAACGGUAGCAAGGCUCUUGUCCUGUCUUGGACUUGA
Messenger RNA from Fusarium poae, 516 nucleotides. RefSeq lists its product as uncharacterized. The record is from RefSeq and is a predicted model, not a curated record. Lineage: Eukaryota; Fungi; Ascomycota; Sordariomycetes; Hypocreales; Nectriaceae. The transcript has 2 exons. Bases 1 to 516 code for a protein of 171 amino acids.